Messenger RNA from Sphaeramia orbicularis (orbiculate cardinalfish), 2416 nucleotides. RefSeq names its product mitochondrial calcium uniporter regulator 1 (gene mcur1). Lineage: Eukaryota; Metazoa; Chordata; Actinopteri; Kurtiformes; Apogonidae. The transcript is spliced from 9 exons. Gene Ontology annotation, cellular component: mitochondrial inner membrane; mitochondrion. The record is from RefSeq and is a predicted model, not a curated record. Gene Ontology annotation, biological process: positive regulation of mitochondrial calcium ion concentration; calcium import into the mitochondrion. Bases 117 to 1037 code for a protein of 306 amino acids.
UAACUUCCUGUAACUUCUCAUUGGGUUGUAAAACUACCAAUAGAUGAAGUUAUGAUACUGUGGGACCGGUAGAACGGGCUAUCAGACUUUAAACUCUGAAGACAUAUGUUUUAAUAAUGGUUAUCAAACCGUAUUACCUGCGAUUUAAAUCUUUUGUUUACAAGUAUUCAGAAAAAUGGUUUGACCUCAGUCAUUAUCAAGGCAGAGUUUGUUUUGUUUCUGCGCCGUCUUCUGGUCGGACAACCGUCAACGCUUCAGGGUGUUCCCAGCGGAAAAACACCAGAAAAACUCUUUUUAGUUUCUGUGCGGAGCCGCCAUGGUCAGAAAAACGAGGAUUUAUACGUCGAUACGGGACGACCCGGAAGUCCGUAAGAGAGUUGAGUACUUCAGCUGUAUCCCUCCAGUACAACCUAAACACAGAUGUUCCAAAGUCUGAGGGACGGAAACUGUUUUUUGACACACAUGCUGUUGUGCGACUUUUUGAAGAAAAUGGUUUCACUACUCAGCAGGCUGAGGUGAUGGUUCAGGUGCUAGUCAAGAUGACAAACUCAAACAUGGAUGCCAUCUAUGGUGACAUGGUCACCAAAGUACAGCAGGAGAUUAUGUUGCAACGUGUGAUGUCUCAAAUAGCAGCUGUAAAAAAGGACAUGAUAAUUCUUGAGAAAAGUGAGUUCUCCACUUUGCUGGCAGAAAAUGAAAAACUCAAGAUCCAGUUAAUGCAGCUCAAGGUUCAACUGGCUGACAUAAUGAACAAAGUGCGCUCAGACAGUCUUUUGGAUAUGAAUUUGGAGAAAAGUCGAGUAAAGGAAUUGAAAGCAGAGCAUGAGAAGAAGCUUCUAGAAACACGAACUGAGAUUAUGGAAAUGACGGCGGAACAUGAUCGUCAUAUAACUCAGACCAACAUGAGGAUCGACACUGAAGUGGCUGGUUUGAAAACCAUGUUAGAAUCUCACAAACUGGACACUAUAAAAUACCUUGCAGGUUCAAUAUUCACCUGUCUCACUGUGGUCUUGGGUUUCUAUCGUAUUUGGAUGUGAACCAGCGUUGCCAGAUGACAACUGUUUUAUUGUACUAGAGGGGGUUAAAGUUAAAAAUGUUGUUAGUGGGUACUACAUUGGGUCAAAAAAACUAAUUCAACAGUAAAAGUCCGCAAAGUAAUGGUGUAAAUGUGUUUAGAAAGACUCAGGUGCAUCGUUAAAUGAGAGAAAGAAAACAGAGAGACUUGCACAAAAAAAUCCAAAAUAAAUGUCCCAAAAAUAUAAACUAUUCGGAAAGCAACUCAGCCAGUUUUAUUACAAAAGUAAAAAUCUGGUGUUAAUUUACAUAUAACACAAAUGCAUUUUAACCCCAUAGAAUCUUGGUCAUCCUCUUCCCAGUAAAAGGUUUAAUCUGCAUAAAUAUACUAUUGAUAUUCAAUAUUCAAUAUAAAAUGCCUAAAAAUAUUAAUAGAGAGGACAAUUAUUAGUGUACAUUUGAUAACACCCAAAAAAAUGUACUGCAUAAAUAUAGUAUUGAUAUUCCAUAUUCAGUAUGAAAUAGCUAAAACAUUUAUUAAUAUAGAAGAUAUUAGUUAAGGACUUUAUAUGACUGAGUUGCUUUUAGCAAUAUAAGAUCCAUACUUAUCCAUAAUUAUCCUGAUUGUGUCAAGAAAUGAAUCUUAAUUAUUUAACCUAAACUGAUGAAAACCAUUAACAGCUGUCAACAAGCGAUAAAAUGACUGUACAUUUGAUAUUACUGGUCAUAGAUUGUACAGAGGGCCAAGCUAUUGUAAAAAUACAACAAUUUUUGCACAUUUAAAAAAACUGACAUGAACAGAAUUUCACUUAUGACUGUUUUAUGACAUGGGUAACACUUGAAGCUUCAGUUCUCUUUAUGCCUUGAACAACAACCUUCAUGAUCGUAUCGUAUUUGACCUCAUCUCAGUGCCUUUUAUUAAACAGUAUGUUUGCAUUAGCAAUGCAAUCUCUAUUUCAGUAUUUUCUGACAAUUAGGAAUCAUGAAGGAGUUAUGAAGGACAGACUCUGAUUUUUAAUACAUGAAAAUUUGGAUCCUUUUUUAUUGCAGAUGAUGCAAUUAUUUAUUUAGGAUCAGACACUCGAUUCUAGUUUUUAGCUGUUCAUUGUUAGGUUUUGAGACUAAAAAACUUAUUUUUGUUCUCCCUUUAGCCAUGUUCUACUGAAAACAACACAAAAAUAAAUGGCUGAUAAUGUUUUGGAAUGUGUAAAUAUGUAUAUAACAUACGAUACUAUGUACAAUAUCAGUAUACCACUGUGUAUAUGAUGCAAGGACUGAAACCCACUGAAGGGUUUAAUGUGUGUAAUUUUUAUCCAUUCCGUUGCAUUACAGAUCACUGUAUUCAACUGCCUUGUUUGUGUGAAUAGUUGAAUAAAAGUAAUGCAAUAAAUGCAAAGUAUGA